Messenger RNA from Syngnathoides biaculeatus (alligator pipefish), 612 nucleotides. It is a transcript of the gene rcvrna, whose product is annotated as recoverin a. The coding region runs from base 1 to 612 and encodes 203 amino acids. The transcript is spliced from 3 exons. Gene Ontology annotation, molecular function: calcium ion binding. The record is from RefSeq and is a predicted model, not a curated record. Lineage: Eukaryota; Metazoa; Chordata; Actinopteri; Syngnathiformes; Syngnathidae.
AUGGGGAACACCAAGAGCAGCAUGUUGUCCAAGGAACUUCUGGAUGAACUAAAAUCCAACACUAAGUACUCAGAAACUGAACUGUGCAGCUGGUACCAGUCCUUCCUCCGAGAAUGUCCUGGCGGGAAGAUUAGCAAAGAACAGUUUGAAGGCAUUUAUGCAAGCUUCUUCCCAGACGCUGACCCCACCGCCUAUGCCCGCCACGUCUUCCGUAGCUUCGACACCAACUCUGAUGGCACCCUGGACUUCAAGGAGUACAUUGUGGCACUGCACCUGACCUCGGGCGGAAGGACUCGUCAGAAGCUUGAGUGGGCCUUCGCCCUCUAUGACGUGGAUGGCAACGGGACCAUUAGCAAGAACGAGAUCCUGGAGAUCGUCAGGUCCAUCUUCAACAUGAUUCCAGCUGACGACCAGGAGAGGCUUUCCCAAGAUGAGAACACACCAGAGAAGAGAGCAGAGAAGGUCUGGAGCUUCUUUGGGAAGAAGAACAAUGACAAAAUCUCGGAGGGUGAGUUCAUCCGAGGCGUUAUGGACAACAAGGACAUCCUGCGCCUCAUCCAGUAUGACGAACCUCAGAAGAUUAAAGAUAAACUGAAGGAGAAGAAACAGUAG